AUGAGUGGAAACUCACAAACUGCUAGAGCCCUUACGCGGGCUGCAUCGGCUGAUGGGUUUAAUCCAUCCAAUACGGGCGCGUUUUCCCCCGAUGUUGAGGAUUUUGAAGCACUUGAAACUCAAGCCCGCGCAGCACUGGAGGAUUUGGCAGCGAAUGGAAGUCGCAAUGAGGCCUUAACGGUGGAGUACAUGUGCAUUUUAAGAACGUAUCGACAGGCCUGUGAAAGGCGUGCGCAAUAUGUUGAAGCAGACCUCGUGCAGCGGGUGUUGCGGUACAUGCGGUUAGAUGAGGAGACGCGCCACGUGUGUGGUUUGACGGAGCUUCAAAGGCAGGAGCGGGAUGCCAUUGAAACUUUACACCGUGAAGAGGUUCAGGAGUUUCACCAUGCGUGGAACAUGCGAAUAGAUGAAUUGGAGGAAGAGCAACUGCGGUUGGAAACAGCGCUUAUUGAGCGCCAAAAUGCAGAGCUGCAGUCCUUCUAUGAGGAGGUCAACAGUUUAAACCCGCACGCAGCAAAGUGUAGCAGGGGGUUGUUGUACGCGCGCGCAGUAGAGCACAUUCUCGCGUCCCAGCGGGAAUACGUACGCGCCCACAAGAAAAAAAAAGAAGCCGAUACUAUCGAGGCAAGAGAUGCCGAGAGGUUUGUCCAGGCGAAGGUGGAACUGCUUGAGCGACGUGAGGCGAUGAUGCGGCAGAAGCAUGAACAAGAACGACACGUGCUUGAGGUAAAAGCUAAAAGGCGCAGAGCGGAGAUGGAGGCGGCCCGAAAGAGGGAACUUUACAUCUUGCUGAGGCGGUAUUUGAAUGCACAGCGUGAGUUGGAACUUCACCAGAACAUUGUUCGGAGUAAAACGGGAACUAUUCUUCUGAAACACGCCAGCAACACCAAGGGAAAUACGAGCGGAACUGCUGUGCUGGUGGAGAGCGCAGAGUCCGGCGCAUUUGGGAUAAGGGCAAGGAAGCAACAUUUAGACAAUUUAGUCGAUUCGUGCACAUUACCAAAAAUUGGGACAAAGCCGAAGUAA
Messenger RNA from Trypanosoma brucei brucei TREU927, 1026 nucleotides. RefSeq lists its product as hypothetical. NCBI's taxonomy places the organism in Eukaryota, Euglenozoa, Kinetoplastea, Trypanosomatida, Trypanosomatidae. The transcript has a single exon. The record is from RefSeq and is a predicted model, not a curated record. Bases 1 to 1026 code for a protein of 341 amino acids.